Mesorhabditis spiculigera is the source of this 459-nucleotide messenger RNA. The record is from the annotation of a GenBank genome assembly. Lineage: Eukaryota; Metazoa; Nematoda; Chromadorea; Rhabditida; Rhabditidae.
AUGCCGGCCAUCAAGACUGACGAGCUCAAGGAGAUCUUCAACCUCUACGACGAGGAGCUCGACGGCAAGAUCGAUGGCACCCAGGUCGGAGAUGUUGUCCGCGCCGCCGGCCUCAAGCCCACCAACGCCAUGGUCACCAAGGCCGCCGGCAAGGAGUACAAGAAGCGCGGCGAGAAGCGACUGACCUUCGAGGAGUUCGCUCCGAUCUACGAGCAGUUGGCCAAGGAGAAGGAGCAGGGAACGUUCGCCGACUUCCAUGAGGGACUUAAGGUGUUCGACAAGGAGGAGUGUGGAAAGAUCAUGGCCGCUGAGCUGAGACACGUCCUUUUGGGCAUUGGCGAGCGACUGAACAAGGACCAGGUUGACGAGAUCAUGAAGGGAACUGAAGACGGAGAGGGCAUGGUCAACUACGAAGCUUUCAUCCGAAAGGUGAUGGCUGGCCCAUUCCCCGACCGCGAA